Molecule: messenger RNA, 471 nt
Organism: Drepanopeziza brunnea f. sp. 'multigermtubi' MB_m1
Lineage: Eukaryota; Fungi; Ascomycota; Leotiomycetes; Helotiales; Drepanopezizaceae
Source: RefSeq, a predicted model, not a curated record
AUGCCGACGCCAGAAGAGCACCAGAAGGCCCUCUGCGACCAGCUAGAGAAGGCCGGCCAAGACGUCAAGAAGAGACUCGGCGACGUCGAGGUCAACCUGGCGCAGGCCCUCGAGAGGAUCCGUAUCCAGCUGGGCGAGAUCGACGACACGUACGCCGCUAUCCUGCGAGAGCUGGACAAGCUCCCCGUGGGAGAGCGGGAGGAUUUCUACGGGCUCUCGCUCCACGAGGAACUCCGGCGGGAUCUCGAGGAGGUGCUGGCGGAGGCCCUGGAAGCUGCUAGUGCGAAGUGGGGGUUGGGAUACGUGGAGGAUAGGGUGGUUGUGCUGCGUAAGGAGGGAGGGGAUGAGAAGGUUCAUGAGGAGGGAAUGGAUGAGAAGGUUGAUGGGAAGAUGGAUGGGAAGAUGGAAGGAAAGGCUGAGUCAGAGUCAAAGGUUGAGGUUGAGGUUGAGAAGAGGCUAUCGGAUAAGUAA